AUGUCUGGUGGUUUCUCGUAUGCAUACCCAGGUGGCUACACCUAUCAUAAGAUAGAUCCUAGUGCAUACAAAUUUACCAAGGCUCCCUCCUUUCAACGUCCUCCAACCCCACCAGUAUUCAAACCCCCAACUAGCAACCCUUUCUUUCCAGAGGAAGAAGAAGAAGCAGAGGAAGCGAACCCGGAGGAAGAGGUCGAGGGAGAUGCAGCAGGUGAUGAGCCCGCUGAUGCGGAGGUGACCGAGGAAGGCGAGGCACCUCCGGAAGAAGCUGGCGGGGUUGAAGAUGUCAAUGAAGAUCAUCCCCCAGAAUUUGGCGAAGACGAAGGAGUAGAUGCCGCGCCCGCCGAGGAAGAUUCGUCCCCGGCCGAGGGGCCUGACGCAGGUUCUGCUGAGCCUGCCGAAAGCGCUGAGGAAGCGCCGGCAGCUGACGAAGGUGCAGAAGCACCUGAAGCCGCUGGCGGAGACAGCGCAGACCCCGAGCCUGAGCAGGCUGAAGAGCCAAAGCCGGAUGAGGGCAGCGGAGAAGCAGCAGCUGAGGCACCGCCGCCAGCAGAGCCCGUCGCGGAGCCCGAAGCAGACCAGGCGCCAGUAGAGGACAAACCAAAGAAGUCCAAAAAGUCCAAAUCAUCAAAACGCUCUACCGAGAAGAAAAAGAGCGAGAAAAGUGAAAAGAGCGAAAAGAAAAGCGAGAAGAGUAAGAAGUCAAGGAAAAAGGAUAAUUCGCCAAAGCCUGCUCCAGCCGCUUCCGAAGAGCCUCCUCAGGAAGAUCUACCUGUAGAAGCUGCUCCACCAGAAUCAUCUGAGCCAGCCCCUGCUGAGCCGGAGAAGACGGACGAGCCAGCUGACGAAGCUCCAGCUGAGCCUGCACCUGACCCUACGCCUGCUGAAGAAUCCCCGGCAAGCGAUACACCACCCUCUCCAACUGUGGAAGACGAGGCAGAAAAGUCUGAGGAAGCACCUCCGGCUGAAGCAACAUCGACCGAUCCACCGGCAGGAGAAGCAUCGUCAGGAACAGCAGCUGAGAAUGACCCAGCGCCAGCAGAAACUAGUGAGGAGCCCAAGACGGAUGAAGGAGAACCUGCACCUUCAGCUGAAGAAAUCAAACCGGAUGCUGAGACCACGCCAGCGGUUGAGCCGGAGGUGAAAGCUAAUGAAGGCGGGGGACCAUCUGAAGGGCCCGCAGCAUCAUCCGAGAGCAAUGACACACCAGUAGCAGAUGAAAGCAAUACUACUGAGGAUAGUGCAGAGGCCGCCUCUACUGAAGACACUGUCGCGACUGACCCACCUCCCGCGGAGGCCGAGGCUGAGAAACUGGCCAGCGAGGAGAACAAGGAGCCAGAUCCACCAUCAGAGGAAGCUAAAGCUGAACAGCCAGCGCCUGAGCCCGAGCCUGUUGCUGAGGAAGCCAGCAGUGAAGCACCCGCAGAACAGCAACCCGAGGAGAGUGCUCCAACCGAGCCUCCUGCAGAAGCUCCCGCCGAGCCGUCUCCCGAGAAGGAGGAUGCAACAGCUGAGGCCGAAGCACCUGCAGAAAACGCGAGUCAAUCCGCAGAGGGCACCGAAGAAGCAACCAGCGAUCCCAACAAUCCGCCAGCAGAGACUGGUGGGGCAGUCUCUGAGAGCGCGGAGCCAUCUGUCGACGUUGGUGAGGAGGUUGCGAAAGAUACUGAGACGCCACAGGAGAGUACAAACCAAUCAGCCGAGUCAACGGACCAAGCGGCCGAGGCGACAGAAUCGCCGCCUGAGGCCGAUGGACCGGCAGCUGCAGAGCCGGAACCGCCAGCAGAAAAUACGGAACUCGUAUCAGACGAAGCAGCUCCACCACCAGAAAGCAGUGAAGCUGCGCCCGCCGAACCUGCGGCUGAAACUAAUGAUCCUCCACCAGCAGCAGAUGAUGAGCCACCAGCCGAAAACGUGAAGGCCCCAGAGCAAACAGAAUCUCCUGCGCAGCCCGAGGAGACAGCAGCAGACGCAGGCGAGCAGCCUGUAGAAAUCGUCGAAGAGGCUCCUGCAGCCUCAGAACCGCCAGCUGAAACUUCUGAAGCGCCGGUUGAAAGUACAGAGUCCCCUGAAGUUCCGAAGGAGGAAGCAGUUGGAGAAGCAGCUCUCGAGGAACCUGUAGUCGUCGAAGCGGCGCCGGCUGAUGCGCCUCCAGAGACUGUUACAGCGGAACCUGCAAUUGUAGAGGCGGUACCAGCUGAGGUAACGCCCGAGACUAUUCCUGAGGAGGCUGCAGUUGUCGAAGCAGUUCCAGUCGAGGCCCCUCCAUCUCCAACUACAUCGAAACAUCGCCAUCGCCGUAGUGGCUGGGAACGUGAGCAUCGACACAGAAAGUCCGGAUCAAAGGGUAGCGUAGAUGCACCAUCAUCGUCGUCCAAACGGCGGGGCAGUGCCUCGACCAGCAAAUCUGCAGAUGUUGACGAGCUACUCCAGGCAGCCAAAGAAAAACAAGUAGUCCGUAAACAUCGCUCAUCGCACCACAAGAGCUCGAGAGGCGAAGGCAGCAGCAACGGAUCAACCAAAAGCCAGCCUAAAUUGGAACGACGCUCCACUGAAAAGAAGGAAGAGAAAAAAUCACUAUUUCGUCCUAAAAUCAUGGAUAUGUUCCAAGCCCAAUCAGAUACCGCCGUUAGCCUUAAGACCAAUAGCGAGAAGACUGAUUCGAGACACCAUACCAGCUCGAGAUCGCACGGCGAGUCACGACCUUCACACCAUCGCUCUCGAUCAGACCGACCAUCCAGACCUUCCCCUGAAGAGGAAGAAGCAAGGCGGGAACGACAUCGACAACGGCGAAGGGAGGCAGAAGAAGCCGACAGAGCAGCUGACAAAGAGCUUCGAAGAAAGCGUCGGGAACUAGAGGAGGCGGAAAGGGAGAAGCAGAAAGCGAGAGAGAGGAAGCGGGAUAGAGAGAGAGUUUAUCAUCGGGAAAAGAGGCAGGAGAAGGGCAAGUCGGGGUUUGCGAAGGGGUUGAAGAUGAUUUUCACAUGA
Messenger RNA from Bacidia gigantensis, 2988 nucleotides. RefSeq lists its product as uncharacterized. Bases 1 to 2988 code for a protein of 995 amino acids. NCBI's taxonomy places the organism in Eukaryota, Fungi, Ascomycota, Lecanoromycetes, Lecanorales, Ramalinaceae. The transcript has 2 exons. The record is from RefSeq and is a predicted model, not a curated record.